AUGGUUCGCGUCACUAUCCGUAUCCUCGCCCUCCUCCUCGCCCUUGUUGCACCUGGGAGGGUUGCGCGGGCGGCGCCGGUCCCAACUUCCGCCAGCUCGAUGACUGCGACUAGUCAGACGGCAUCGUCGACUUCUAGUGUGCCCACCGUGAUGCCGACGCAGAGCAUGAAACUCCCCCCUCAAGCGCGAGCGUACGCAGCUUCGCUUGGUAUAUACCCCGAUGCGUUUGCCGCGUUGGCGAUGUCCGCGAGUGCUGCGGUCGAGCUGGAUCGUCGUGAACCUCACCACCACCACGAUGACCACCAUCGCGAGAAGAUCGUCGUCAACGGCGACCACGACCGCGUCGAGGCUCGGGAUCCUCAUCAUCAUCACGAUGACCACCAUCGGGAGAAGAUCAUCGUCAACGGUGAUCACGACCGAGUGGAGGCACGCGAGCCGCACCAUCACCACGACCACCACAAGGAGAAGAUUGUGGUGAACGGCGACCACGACCGUGUCGAGGCCCGAGACCCUCACCAUCACCACGAUCAUCAUCGCGAGAAGGUCAUUGUUAACGGCGACCACGACCACGUCGACGCCCGUCGCAGCAACGACGAGUCUAAGGGCGUGCCCGGUUCGUGUCCGUGA
This is a messenger RNA of Punctularia strigosozonata HHB-11173 SS5, 627 nucleotides long. RefSeq lists its product as uncharacterized. Bases 1 to 627 code for a protein of 208 amino acids. Lineage: Eukaryota; Fungi; Basidiomycota; Agaricomycetes; Corticiales; Punctulariaceae. The record is from RefSeq and is a predicted model, not a curated record. The transcript is spliced from 5 exons.